Messenger RNA from Penicillium daleae, 2238 nucleotides. RefSeq names its product TRAPP III-specific subunit 85 family protein. Bases 1 to 2238 code for a protein of 745 amino acids. Gene Ontology annotation, cellular component: cytoplasmic vesicle; phagophore assembly site; TRAPPIII protein complex. The transcript is spliced from 2 exons. The record is from RefSeq and is a predicted model, not a curated record. NCBI's taxonomy places the organism in Eukaryota, Fungi, Ascomycota, Eurotiomycetes, Eurotiales, Aspergillaceae. Gene Ontology annotation, biological process: endoplasmic reticulum to Golgi vesicle-mediated transport; protein localization to phagophore assembly site.
AUGACAUCGCCUGGAGAUGCCACUCCGGUGAAACCUCCGCCGUCCUUCUCCCCCGGCGUAGGGCGCAGCGCAUCCAAGUCCCGAUUUCCGGAUGAGCACGAGCCCACACUAUCUAUAGACGCUGAGUUGGCAGAUACCGGCUCCGUGUCCUCGCCAACACCUCCGCUGUCAGCUACGACUGCAGAACUGCGGAUUCGGUCAGCAUCACCGCAAGCUCGCUCGGUUCGAUCGUCCACCCCGCAAUUAGCUCGGUCAUCCUUCGGGUCCCUUUUUGACGGACGGUUCGAUGGAUCAGAGGAUAUUAGAUCGUUGAUUAUCCGUGCUUUCUCUCCGACUAUCGCUGUCUAUGCUUCCGAGGACACGGAUGAACUCAUCAAGAAUAAGGGGUUUAAGGGGGGCUUCUGGGAACUGCUCCGGCCGUUCGGGGAGACUAUCACAGGGAAGGUGAUCAUCCGGGACAGCAUUGGGUCUAGCCGGGCUUGGGAAGACUAUGGGGUGCGGUUCGUGGAUCUGAAAGGGCUGGGUCGGGCACCUGCCAGUCGGGAUUCAGGGCGGGAUUCGGCGCUGGCGCAGAUCGAGGAAGUUCUGGCUCAGCAAUUAGGGUCAGCAGAGGGCUCAUUGGGAGCCUCUUUGUCUUCCAAAGAUGUUCUGGGCUUUCCUGCUACCAUAUCUCUAGCUAAGUUGUUCUUGAGGCAACUUCUAUCCUCUACGACUGCUGCACCCCACGAGACGUUCGGCCACCCUGUGGCAAGUGUGAUUACAAUCAGCUCACGCAACAAAGCCCCUUUGGAGACCCUUCGGCAGCUGUAUGCCGAAACCAACACGGGUGACAAGCGGCUGCCAGAUUGGGUGCACCAGGAGUAUCUUCGCUAUUAUGUGUUGGUUCACGAUGAAGACCGAGACGACAUCACCGAGUCUACCAGACUAUACGAUCAGAUGAAGCGUCAUUUUGGUCUACACUGUCAUCUCUUGAGGCUUCGAAGCAGUCAAUGCAUUGUAACCGACGACGAUAGCGUUCAAGUGCCACAUUGCGAGUGGUUGUCUCCGCAAGAACACCUGUCCGGAGCCGGGGAAGCCGAGACACUUGUGGAUCUUGGUACAGAUGGUACACCUUACCUCUUCGACUCCGAUGUGUCCGCAAUCAAAUCUUUCAUUCGGGAGCUUACCGUCCAAUCUGUGAUUCCCUUUAUGGAGAACCGAGUGGCAGUCUGGAAUGACCAGGUUGCAUCUCGUAGGCGCGGUAUCAGUGGCCGAUUUAUGUCAAUGUCAAGACGAUGGGCUGGCUUUGGCUCCAGCUCACGAUCUGGAAUUGGUGGUUCAGGAGGUGCAACCAGUGGUAAUUACGACACGGAGCACAACUUCUACCGUCAAGAUACACCCGAGGCAAUCUUACGAAAGAUGGCUGACUAUGCAUUCAUGCUCCGUGACUGGAAGCUUGCUUCAUCUACAUACGAGAUGAUUCGCUCGGACUAUGGAAACGACAAAGCGUGGAAAUAUCAUGCGGGAGCUCAUGAGAUGUGUGCUGUCAGCAUGCUGUUGAAUCCGCUUGCUAUGUCAGCCAAGAUCAAGCUCGAGAGCAUCGACCAGAUGUUUGAGACUGCUUGCUAUUCUUAUCUUACUCGAUGUUCCGACGCGACACAUGCGCUCCGAUGCUUGGCCUUGGCUGUGGAACUUCUGAAGUCCAGGGGUGGAUCAGCAACCGAGAGUGCAGCCAGAUGGGCCAUGCGGGUCAUGGAUUUCGGUUUAGUUGGCUCGGUUGGCCAGAUCCUUUUUAUGGAGCGAGUCGCCGCAUGCUAUGCUUCCAAGACCCCUGUGGGUGGAGCCAAAUGGGGGGCGCGUCGGAGGAAAGCUGGCAUGUGGAGCAUCUUUGCUGCCGAUCAGUGGCUCAAGGCCGGCAAACCUACCCUCGCUUCUGCCUGUCUUGAAGAAGCCGAACGUCUGUAUGCCGACGUUCUCGAUGCGGACGGCGUAUUCCCAAUGCCAGAGAUGCAGAGCUUCAUCGACAACUUGCGUCACGCCGUGAAAGUCGAGUAUCUUCAGGCUCGGGGUUUCGAUACUCAAGAUGAGCCGGCCGUCGAUGACGCUCUUGGCACUGAAGAGAUUAGUGAGAAAUUGGACAAGCGCAAUCAUCGUCGCUCACUGAUUGGUCUCCCGGCGCAACUGGAUGCUGGAACUCUCAUGAGUGCAGGCCCGAGGGACGCUGAGGACCAACCAAAUGACGACUUUGAACGAGCCUAA